AAAACGCAAGCGACGUAUGGCUGAAGUUGGCGCGGAAAGCGCGUUAACUGAAAAAGUUGUUCUUACAGUUUAAUACAACCAGUAAUCAAUUUGACGUAUAUACUAGAAGGAAUUAAGUUUGAUUGAAAUUAUAUUUCUUUAACUGCCCUUUCGAAAAAUGGAUUUUCUUGCUACAGUUCUGGUGACAGCAGGUCAGGUUGAAAUACUGGACCUGAACGAUAAAGUAUCUGAUAUCACUCAAAAGAUAGCUUCAUUAAAGUUUGAAGUAAUGAGUAUGAUGGAAGAUUCAUAUGUUACAUUUAAUGUGCUACAUCAAGAGACAAUUCAGUUGGAUGGCAGAGUGAAGGAACUGUCCAGUGAGAUGAAUCAGAUCUUGACGAGAGUUGAAACUCAGACAAAACAAGGGCUUCAGAACUCAACAGGUGAAUUGGAAAGGCUUUCCACAUCACUCCAGGAAGCAACUAUAACCAUGCAACUUGUUCGUUGGUUGGUUGAUAUAGAUACUGUCAUUAAAGCAGCCAAACAGGCACAGAUGCAGGAUUGCUAUUUUGAAGCAGCCAAGAUGUUGAAGAGCAUUGGUUCACUCUUGGAACAGUGUUCUGAUGCUGAACUUGAAAUAUUUGAUGCUCUAACCUCAGAGAAGGCACUACUUGAAGAGCACUUCCUGUAUGAUAUGAUGGAAAUUUGGCACUCUUGCUUGAAAUGGGAGGAAGUAGAUCCAGAAAAGGGCUUGAAAAAAGUCAUCCUGACGGUGGAUAAAGAAAACACAAUGAAAAUGGAGCAAAUGAUGCAAGCUCUGAAUUACUUUAAACACCUAGACUUCUAUUUGAGGAAAUUUGGAAACAAAGUGCUGAAGUACCUGUUGGAGCCACUCAUUACACAGAAGAGUACUGUUGAGAUCCACGAAGGAAAUAACCUUGCCAUUAUUAAAGUGGAAUCUUAUGCUUCUUCUCCAAAACCACAUUACACUGUUAUCUUUGCUAAUAUAGGGGAUGUGUUUAACUUCUUGUAUUCUCAUUUGAAUGUUGUCAUAGAAGAGAAUGUGACUCUCUUAAAUAAGUUGGGGGAAAUGAUUUCUGAAGAAUUCUGUGCAUUUCUCAUAAAAAACUGCUUAUGUGAUACAAUCCCAAGUCACAGUAAUGAUCUAGAAGCAUAUGAAGUUGUUGCAAAAGCAACUGAAGAUUUUCAAGCUCGUCUGACUGAAAUAGGAUUUAUAAGCUGCAGCAACCAGUCAAUACUUGAAUACGCUCGGAACGUAAAUAUUCUUUUUGCCAAUAAAACUUGCCAGCUUUUGCUAGGAAGAGCACGAGAAAUCAUGAAGAAGAAUUUACAUGAUAUGAUGGAGAUUGGUCCCAUUAUUCCAUCAGUGGAGCUAGUAAAAGAAGAAUCGGUGGACACAAAGCAUUUUGACAUUCUGAAACCAGAAAUUAAGUUAAGCAACAAUACAUUUCAGUUCCCAAAAUGCCAAAUUAGCAAGUCAGCACAUGAGCUGUUGAUGUUAGUGUGCGAGGUACUGGAUGAAGCUGUACGAAGCACAGACUUUUGCGCCAUCAGGUUGUUUUGCACAGCUCGAAACAUCUUUGAACUGUAUAGUGCUGUGAUCCCAACCCACCACAAAAAGUUUCUUGAAACCAUCCCCCAACAAGUCGCACUGUUUCAUAACAACUGCAUGUACUUAGCACAUCGCCUUGUGACAUUAGGUCAUGAGUACAGCAGUAAAUUUCCUGCAGUUCUCAAGUCACACACAUCCACCUUCAUCGAUCAGGUGACAGUGUUACGUGAACUGGGGACUAGCACAUUUCUGAAGUUCAUGCAGGGACAACGAAAACAGAUUCUGGAUAUUUUGAGGAACUCAGGUUUAGCAACACUUGGAGAGGAUCCAAACAUUACACCAAGCAUAGAGAGAGCUGUUCAACAAUGUUUGCGGCAGCUGGAAUUACUCCAGACAGUUUGGAAGGAUGUUCUGCCUGCCAUAGUGUACUGCAAAACUGUAGGUUGCCUGCUGAAUGCAUUGGUUGAAGAGCUCAUAAUCCGAGUAACAACUGUAGAGGAUGUGCCAGCAACCACUGCUGUUCACUUGGUCACAGUGUUCAGCAUUGUGAUUGACAGAGCUCCACAAGUAUUUCAGGAACCCAGCGAAGUGCAUCAGUUUGUAAGAAGAUGGCAGAAGUUCAGAGAACUGGUUCUCAUUUUGGGGGCUAGUCUGAGAGACAUUGAUGACAGAUGGGCUGAUGGAAAGGGACCUCUUGCACAUGAAUUCACACCUGAUGAAGUUAAGCAGUUAAUAAGGGCCCUAUUCCAAAAUACAGAGAGAAGAUCAGCCAUUCUUGCAAGAAUAAAAUAAAGUCUGUGAUAAAUCCAAUAUCUUAUAUUACAUCUUAUACUACCCUGCAACAAGCAUACUACAAUUGUGCACACAAAUUAAAUGUUUAGAUAUUUUGGACAGACUGUAAAAUUACAAGUAUAAAGGACUCAAGCCUGCAUAUGUUGUUGACAGAUGUGUAUAAGACAGAACUUCACAAGUUCCACUAUCCUUCAUUGUUAGAAAUAUCAGCAGAGGUCAAUAAUGAAAUCAGUGUGAGCAGCAGUGGUACUCAGAUUGUAAUGUCUAACCAUAUUAAUGUGAACAAGAUGAUUCACUGCCCAACUCUGAAGGUACUUGGUAGAAGAUUGGACUCCAUAUAUAUAUAUAUAUUCAUUAAAAUGUUGAUUUGUGAUUUUUAACAUAGACCAUGUAGAGAAACUAAUAAAGUAUUAAUAAAAGGUG
Zootermopsis nevadensis is the source of this 2767-nucleotide messenger RNA. RefSeq names its product Zeste-white 10 kinetochore protein (gene Zw10). Gene Ontology annotation, cellular component: RZZ complex; chromosome, centromeric region; nucleus. The record is from RefSeq and is a predicted model, not a curated record. NCBI's taxonomy places the organism in Eukaryota, Metazoa, Arthropoda, Insecta, Blattodea, Termopsidae. Gene Ontology annotation, biological process: endoplasmic reticulum to Golgi vesicle-mediated transport; mitotic cell cycle; mitotic spindle assembly checkpoint signaling.